Molecule: messenger RNA, 1581 nt
Organism: Indicator indicator
Lineage: Eukaryota; Metazoa; Chordata; Aves; Piciformes; Indicatoridae
Gene: TBC1D19
Product: TBC1 domain family member 19
Exons: 21
Coding region: 1-1581 (526 amino acids)
Source: RefSeq, a predicted model, not a curated record
AUGCUGGAGCCGGACAGCGGGCUCUCCCUCACCAUAGCGCGGAUCGUGCAGCGCCUGCAGGGCUCCAGCCUCCACUCCCAGCUGGAGCGACAGGCCCGGGUCAGCCUACACAAACCAGAAAUUAAACUUGAAUCAUUAAAAGAAGAUAUUAAGGAGUUUCUGAAGACAUCAGGGUGGGAGAAGAAGCUUCAGAAUGCUGUUUACAGUGAACUCAAUGUGUUUCCUUCACCCUGCCACCCUGCAGCACCACCUGAGCACAUGAAAGAGCCAUUGGCUUACAUGAGGAAAGCACAGGGGAGCUGGGAGAAGCGCAUUCUGAAGAGUCUCAACAGCAUGUGCACAGAACUCAGCAUCCCACUGGCACAGAAGAGGCCUGUAAGUGAGCAGAAGGAGCUGCUUAAUAAAUGGAAUGAAAUGGGAACUGAUGAGCCAGAUCUCAGUCUCUUCCGGCCUGUGUAUGCACCAAAGGAUUUUCUGGAGGUGCUGAUGAAUCUGCGAAACCCAAACUAUGACAGUGGAGAGCAGCCUAGUUUCAGAACUCACCUGGGCCUAAUUCAGGUGCCACUGAAAGUUAAAGAUAUUCCAGAAUUGAAAGAAGACUUCAGUGAACUAGGCUUAACUACAGGACAGCUGGGCAUUGAUGAUUCAGCACAAGUGCCUCCUGAGUUCUUUGAAAAUGAACAUGUACGUGUUGGACAGAAAGUUUUAGCAGAGCAAGACAGUGCUGCAGCUCAGCAGUAUGUUCGCCAGGGAUGUCCCACUGCACUCCGAGCUGAUCUGUGGGCCCUCAUCCUCAAUAUUUCCAACCAGCCAGAGGAUAUCUUGUAUUAUGAGCAGCUCAAGUCCAACGUGAUUCAGCACGACCUUUUAGUGGACAGCCUGAUCUACAAAGAUGUAAAGCUGACAGCAAGCAACGACGACUACUAUUUUGUGUUUGAGGAUUAUUUAUACCAGGUCCUGCUCUGUUUCUCCCGGGACACAUCCGUGCUGGAACACUUCACCUACAGCAGUGCCACCCCUCCCAAGUCCUACAUCCAAGGCAAACUGGGGAUGGAGGAAUACGCCGUGUUCUACCCUCCGAACGGUGUAAUUCCUUUUCAUGGCUUUUCUAUGUAUGUUGCUCCACUUUGUUUUCUGUACCAUGAACCUCCCAAACUGUAUCAGAUAUUCCGUGAGAUGUAUGUGCGUUUUUUCUUCAGACUUCAUUCCAUCUCUUCUCAUCCCUCUGGCAUUGUGUCCUUGUGCUUGCUGUUUGAGACCCUCCUGCAGACCCACCUGCCUCAGCUCUUCUAUCACCUGCGGGAGAUCGGAGCACAGCCGCUAAGGAUCUCAUUUAAAUGGAUGGUGCGAGCGUUUUCUGGGUAUUUAGCUACAGACCAGCUCUUGCUCCUGUGGGACAGGAUCCUGGGCUACAACUCCCUAGAGAUUCUUGCUGUGCUGGCAGCCGCUGUGUUUGCUUUCCGAGCGGUCAACCUGAUGGAGGUGACAUCACUGGCUGCAGCUGAGGCUGUGCUUGCUGACCUUUCCACCUUGAAAGUCAUGCCUCUUCUGCAGAUCUUCUUGUUUGCUACUGUCACUUGA